This is a messenger RNA of Pseudomyrmex gracilis, 1622 nucleotides long. Its product is annotated as protein HGH1 homolog. The record is from RefSeq and is a predicted model, not a curated record. Bases 365 to 1477 code for a protein of 370 amino acids. Lineage: Eukaryota; Metazoa; Arthropoda; Insecta; Hymenoptera; Formicidae. The transcript is spliced from 6 exons.
AAUUAGUAUAUAAUUGAAGUAAUUCUUUUCUAUUUUCUCUAUUCUCUUUUUUGUUUAUUAUGUUUUUUCUACGCGUGUGUGAUAUUGGAGAAGCAAAUCUACAGAUUUAUCUACGGACGAUUCGGGGAGUGUGUUGUAUAUCGACAGAUGCACAAAAAUGAGGAAAGUGCAUGUCGCACGGACUCAGUCCGGGUGACAUUUUUUGCAUCGUCCAUGCCAGACAGCGAAUGUUGGCUCCGUAGUUUCCUACAUUCUCUUUUGGAACGAGUAAAAAACAAAGUCGGUGUCUUCAGUAGCAUUUGCGUGUUGAAUUGAUUUAUAAAAAAAUAUCGACAACUAGGUUUUAAAUGCGCAUGGUGGGAUAAUGGAGUCUCUGAAAGAAAUUUCUCAGUAUUUAAAUCAUGAAACUCGGUUGGAUCUGAAAGCCAUUGCGUUGGAGCACGUGCUCGGUGUGACCGCGACUGCUGAAGGCCGAUUACUUCUGUUGGGUUUACCAGAACUGUUGAAACAACUUGUUGUUCUUAUGCAAGAUUCAUCUGUGCCUGUUGGCAAGGAUGCUGCAUUGGCAUUGGUAAACAUUACUGGAGACGAAGCAGGAAUCAGUGCAAUGUUGAUUAUCUCACAGGAAUCAAACAGCUCAAACACAAAUGAACAGAAUCUUAGUUUUAAUUUAAUACAUGUUUGCAUAAGAGCUAUUAUGGACAAAACCAGUACUCUGGCAGAUCCAUGUUGCAUGAUACUUUCCAAUAUAACUAGAUCGUCAUAUUCAGUGGAAAGCGUGAUAACACAUAUCGAACGAAGUGGCUACACUUGGGACGCAAUAAUAGCCGCAUUUACUGCAAAGCAGUACAACACUGUGGGUGCUAAGUUGCACUAUCUCGGGGCUGUUUUUAGCAAUCUGAGUCAAUCGCCACGCGUAAGACGAUACUUGAUGGAUCGAGAUCGGUGUGUUAUUCAACGACUUCUUCCGUUUACAGAAUAUUCCGAUAGCGUGAUCAGACGUGGUGGUGUUAUUGGCACUUUAAAGAAUUGCACUUUUGACAGUGAAAAUCACGCGUGGCUGCUAAGUCCGGAAGUGGAUUUAUUGUCGUACCUGUUGCUGCCGCUUGCAGGUUCGGAAGAGUUCGACGAUGAGGAUAACGACAAAUUGCCAAUUAAUUUGCAAUAUCUUCCCGAAACAAAGACUCGAGAGUCUGACCCGGACAUAAGAUUUAUGCUUUUAGAAGCGUUGAACCAGUUGUGCGCAACCAAAGUGGGGAGAGAAAUAUUGAGAGAAAAAAAUACAUACGUUAUACUUCGGGAACUUCACAAGUGGGAGAAUGACAAAAAGUGUUCAUUAGCGUGUGAAAAUGUUGUGGAUAUUUUGAUAAAAACUGAAGAAGAAAUCGGAUUGAACAACUUGAAGGAAGUGGAAGUGCCGCGCGAGUACACGGAAAAGUUUGACGAGAUGGAUAAAAACUUUAUUAACAACACAUAGUGCAAGACAGAUGAAUAUCAUAAAUAUAUAUAUAUAUAUAUAACAGAGCUUAUUUGUAAGUAAUAAAAUAUUACACAUACAUACAGUAAGUAUAUUGUACGUAUUUUGCCACAAAAAAGUGGUGUAUAAAAUAAUUGAUAACACA